CACAUCUUCAAUACACUUCAGCAAUCAUGGGUUGGUUCGAAUCUCGCGAGGAACAGGCUAACGCCUACAACGACACCCCUGUCGAGGAGCACAAGGCCAAGUUCAGCCACGAGCUCAUCGGUGGUGCCGCUGCCUACGAGGCCAUGAAGGCCUACGAGGAGCACCAGGAGAAGAACGGCAAGCCCGCCAACCACGCCCAGGCCAAGGAGAUCCUCGCCGGUCUCGCCGGUGCCUUCAUCGACCGCGAGUUCGAGACCAAGGGUCUUGACCAGAUCGAUAACUGGCAGGAGAAGCGCAGACUUGCCAAGGAGCAGGCUGCCGCCCACAUUGAGGACACCGAGGAGAGCCAGUUCGGCUUCUAAGCGAUUGGAAUAUGAGUUGGACGCACCUAUCUGUUUAUGAUGUACGGUAGUGUGUAUGACAUG
Molecule: messenger RNA, 425 nt
Organism: Aspergillus costaricaensis CBS 115574
Lineage: Eukaryota; Fungi; Ascomycota; Eurotiomycetes; Eurotiales; Aspergillaceae
Product: DUF3759 domain-containing protein
Exons: 3
Coding region: 27-362 (111 amino acids)
Source: RefSeq, a predicted model, not a curated record